AUGGAGAAAUGGAUCCUCAAAAAAAUAAAGUAUUUGCAGUCCGGGGGCCUUUCACCUUCUCAUUAUAAUUUAAAGGUUGAUUCUUUCAGGGAACGGAUCACAAGUGAGGCAGAAGACUUGGUGGCAAAUUUUUUCCCAAAGAAGUUGUUAGAACUUGAUAGUUUUUUGAAGGAACCAAUCCUAAACAUCCAUGAUCUAACUCAGAUCCACUCAGACAUGAAUCUCCCUGUCCCUGACCCCAUUCUUCUCACCAAUAGCCAUGAUGGACUGGAUGGUCCCACUUAUAAGAAGCGAAGGUUGGAUGAAUGUGAAGAGGCCUUCCAAGGAACCAAGGUGUUUGUGAUGCCCAAUGGGAUGCUAAAAAGCAACCAGCAGCUGGUGGACAUUAUUGAGAAAGUGAAACCUGAGAUCCGGCUGCUGAUUGAGAAAUGUAACACGGUCAAAAUGUGGGUACAGCUCUUAAUUCCCAGGAUAGAAGAUGGGAACAACUUUGGGGUAUCUAUUCAGGAGGAGACAGUUGCAGAGCUAAGAACUGUUGAGAGUGAAGCUGCAUCUUAUCUGGACCAGAUUUCUAGAUAUUAUAUUACAAGAGCCAAAUUGGUUUCAAAAAUAGCUAAAUAUCCCCAUGUGGAGGACUAUCGUCGCACCGUGACAGAAAUCGAUGAGAAAGAAUACAUUAGCCUUCGUCUCAUCAUAUCAGAGCUGAGGAAUCAAUAUGUCACUCUACAUGAUAUGAUCCUGAAAAAUAUCGAGAAGAUCAAACGGCCCCGGAGCAGCAAUGCAGAGACACUGUACUGAGGCCAGGGCCAGGGCCAGGGGACUCUGUGAGUCUGGCUCAAGACCGACAUUGCCUUGGUUUGUUACAUGACUAUCGUGAUGGGGAAACUGGCUGGAAAUAGUAAUCACACCUCUCUGUUUUUAGUUAGAGUCUAAUGAAACUCUCAUCUAGUUCUGUGAUGUGUUUACCUCUUUUUUCAGGCCUCAGGAACUCUUCUAUAUCCUUCCCUAAUACCCAAACCCAGCCUGCCCUAAUUUCUGGAGAACUCCAGGUUUGCGUGUGCAGGAUUUUGGCACAAGAAUACUUGUGUUUUCUCUCUCCCCUUUUCUCCUUCCUGUGUCUUAGGCUUUUUAUUUUCUUCCUUCUGAUGAUUAGUUGGUUAAAAGCUGAGGGAACUAUAGGGAAAGUGCUAGAUGUUUUUUAGGAACUGGGGUGGCGAGGGUGCUCAUCUCUCUUCCUCUCAUAAGGCUAGUAUCUCUUGCCUCUGUGCGACAUUGGGUCUUCCCUGCCACAAAUUCCCUGAUGAUAACAAAGGGGUUCCCAUCUAUAUAUAUAUAUAUAUAUCCCACCUUGAACCUGAUCAUGACAAGGAACACUUUAGGCUUUCAGCCCAACUCCUAGCUCCUAGAGAUGUUUUUAUAACUGGGGUUUUCACAUACACAUGUGUACGCAUGUACACACUCAUAAGGACAUGUGCACAUGCCUUCAUACUCCAUUGCCUAAUAUACCUUCCUCCCUUCACACUGCCCCUCCACCCCAGUCCCUGUGACACACACACCUUUCAACAGGUAUAGUUGUCUUAGUCCAGGCAUAAGUCCUGGGCCCAUACUUCCUCCUUAUGUUUUAGCCUUUUGGUGCCCAGGGUAAGUUGGAGGAGAACCAAGAGCUGAGAAGCAGAGGGUGAGGAAGGCCUUUUCCUCUGUGACUCAUGUUCUUUUUUGGUCUUAUGCAAAAGCUGGUCCUCUGACUCCUGCUUGCCUUCUCCCAGGCCAGUUAUUCAUUGGGGUGGGGUGUCUGCAGCUGUGAGGUCCAUAUGCUGCUACUCCUGUUGGGCUUUCCCUUUGGGAAAUAUUUCUCUUAUUUAUAGUAUUGUGCUUCCAGGGAAAGCAGUAAUUUGUGUGUAUGCACAUUCACACAUGUACACGUUUGUGUGUGUGUGUGUGUGCGCGUGUGUGUGUAAAUAUGCUGGGCAGGUCAAAACCAUAGAAGAGUUGCCUCCUCUUGAUUCUUCCAGAGAUAUCACUUACUGUUACAGCUUUUGUGUUAAUCCUGUCUGCCCUCAGCUUUUUUAUUCCAUUAAUGAGAGUUCACAUUUGUGGUCAGCCUGCCAGGCACUCUCAGUGUCUAUUUCUGACUUUUAUUCUUCUCCAUCUCUGUCUUCCAACCCCCAAUCAUAUUUCCACCUGGGAUGCAUCAUUUUUACUCCCAGUAUUCUGUAGAAAAGGAGUCAGGAUGCUCUCUUCCCAUGAACAGUGCUCAGUAACAAACCAACUGCAUUUUAGUUGGGCAGAACCCCUACCCAUCCCUCAGAUCCCUUCCAGCUAAACCCUUUCCUCCUCCUACCAUGUGUUUCUGUUUCCUUUUUUGAUUGUUCCACCCCUCUUCCCUGGAUCGUAAUGUAAAAUUCUUUUACAAUGUCAAGAAAUUAUUAAAAAUACAGGUACUUUGACCUCUUUUUUUAAAACUGCAGACCCUGGUGCCAUGCUCUGGUGGCUAGGGACACACUGAUACGUGCAUGUACAUUUGGAUACCCACCUCCACAGACACUUCUAGCCACCCUGUUGUGUGCCCUUCUGCCAACUGAGCUGCCUCUUUUCUCUGGGAUAAUGGAAAGACUGAGGCUUCUGCUGAGCAAGAGAGAGGGUGGGUCCAUCAUUUGUUUUCAAUGUGAACUAUGUGAAAGUUAGCCCUUCCCAAACCUAAGCUGCUUUUUGUCCCUCCCUGCACAAGAUCCCAGUUUCUUCCAUCCCUGAUGAUACCCAUAAGCUGCCAGUAGAGGCUGCUAUGGUUCCAUGUGGGGAAUGAUCUGGUCAAGGUGUACCCUACCCAGUCAUUUUCUUUACCUUAUACUAAUUCUCCUCUCUGAAUAGUGUCUUAAGUCUCUUGAGGAAACUCCUGGUCUUGAUUUCAGAUUAUUUGGAGGGCUUCCUAGGACUCUUACCUCCUUUCAAAUAAAGUUUCCUCAACUUCCACCUUGCAAGUAGCCUGGUUUCCAGCAAUCCCCAUAUUGUCUCUGAAAAGAGUUUUAAGGCCUUCAGCAAUGGAGGUACAACUGUUCUAUUCUGUUUUAGAGAUCAGUACCAAUCUAGCAAUU
This is a messenger RNA of Castor canadensis (American beaver), 3092 nucleotides long. NCBI's taxonomy places the organism in Eukaryota, Metazoa, Chordata, Mammalia, Rodentia, Castoridae. The record is from RefSeq and is a predicted model, not a curated record.